Armigeres subalbatus is the source of this 902-nucleotide messenger RNA. RefSeq lists its product as uncharacterized. Gene Ontology annotation, molecular function: RNA binding. The transcript is spliced from 2 exons. Bases 98 to 895 code for a protein of 265 amino acids. The record is from RefSeq and is a predicted model, not a curated record. NCBI's taxonomy places the organism in Eukaryota, Metazoa, Arthropoda, Insecta, Diptera, Culicidae.
UGUUUGUCCGGGUUUUCUCGUUUUUCUCCCUGCUGGCAACUGCGAGCACGUUUUGUUGAUUUGGUUUUCUCUGGCGUUAUCUCCUGGUGGUUCAAAAAUGUCUAAAAUAAAACGAAAACAUACCGUUCCGGCAGCUAGUAAGCAGCGACACCAAAUGGAAGACGACAGUGGAUCCGAUUACGAAGUGGACCGUCACAUGACGCUGACAAAGAUACCGAAAACCGUUGCCGAAGAGUUUCCCCUCCCAAAACAAGUGCGCAAAGAUGUGGUCAAGCGUGGAUCGGCUGUGCAAGUAUCGGAAGAUGAAUCUAGCGAAGAGGAUGAGGAUGACGAGGAUGUUAAUCUACCAACAUUGACCAAAGGCCAGAUAGCCGAUAUCCUGCAGACGAUCAAAAAUAACAAACGAUUAGUGUUGAACGUUUCGAACGUGAACUUCUCGACGGCGAAGGAAGAAAUCGAGGAGCAUUUUAGGAAGGCGGGUCGAGUGAAGAGCGUUCGAAUACCGAAAAGACGGUCGUCCGGAUUUGCGUUUGUCGAGAUGCUCGAUGCAGAAGGAUUCCAGAAAGCUUUUCUUCUACACGGGUCCUACCUUGAUGGUCGUCAGAUACGGGUUCAAUUAUCGGAAAGUGGUAAAAAGAAAUCCCACCAGAAGAUUUUGCUGCUAGAGCAGAAGAAUGCGGAGAUCAGAAAAAUGCGAAAAAAGAAUCGAACUAAACCGGAAACCAAAGAAAUCACUCUGGUACCGAAAGUGCAGCCGAAAAUCGUCGAACGGGAUCCAUAUUUGGACAAGAAGAAAACAAAACCACCGACCAAGAAGGAAAUCAAGGCCUACAAAAAGCAAGUAUCGUUGAAAGCGAAAUUCAGGAAUGUGGAAAUGAAAGGAAUAAAAGUUUAGGGUUGGA